UGUGAAGUGAAUGUUGUGUUUGUGAUGACAAUCACUGAUCCAAACAUCACUUGAAAUGCAGUGAAAUGUGUGUCAAUUUGAUGAUCACUUAUAAACAAGUGGUUCACCGAUGGAUGUCUUCCACCAUAAGAAUGGCCUCAAAGAGCACUCACUUUGGCUUCGAGAGCGUCACCACCGAUGAGAAGUCACACAAAGUGAACCAGGUCUUCACAUCCGUGGCACCAAACUAUGAUCUCAUGAAUGAUGUCAUGAGUUUAGGUAUUCAUAGGUAUUGGAAGAGAGAACUGAUCCGAAAGUUGGAUCCAAUGAAAGGGACGGUUCUGUUGGACAUGUGCGGCGGCACUGGAGAUAUCGGACAGGAGUUUGUCACUCAUAUGAGACAUCGGUUUCCUAAUGACAAUCAAUUCAAAGUCAUUGUCUGUGAUAUCAACCAACAGAUGCUAAAAGUGGGCCAAAACAGAGCCAAACAAAGUCUGUCUCCGAGUGCUUGCGAUCGCAUGGAAUGGGUUUCAGGCGAUGCCAUGGAAUUGCCGUUUGAAGACAACCGGUUCGACGCCUACACCGUUGGCUUCGGCAUCAGGAAUGUGGUCGACAUCGAGAAGGCCUUAUCAGAGGCCCAUCGGGUGCUCAGAAGAGGCGCUAUGUUUGCAUGUCUUGAGUUCUCUCAACUCCAGAACCCAUUGCUGUCCAAACUCUAUGACUUCUAUUCGUUUGAAAUGAUUCCCGUUUUGGGCGAAGUCUUUGCCAAAGACUGGAAGUCUUAUCAAUAUUUAGUGGAAAGUAUUCGUCAGUUUCCCGACCAAAAGGAGUUCCAAUCCAUGAUAGAGAGCGCGGGCUUUGGGUUCGUCGAGUACACCAACUUCUUCGGGGGAAUCGCUGCCAUUCACUGCGCCUACAAGAAGUGAACGCAACCUACCGGUGCCUUAUAUGCCGCAAUCGAUAUGAUUGUAAAUUACAUUAAAUACAAAAUAAAACAAUUUUGGCGACAA
Molecule: messenger RNA, 989 nt
Organism: Oppiella nova
Lineage: Eukaryota; Metazoa; Arthropoda; Arachnida; Sarcoptiformes; Oppiidae
Source: the annotation of a GenBank genome assembly